Eufriesea mexicana is the source of this 4264-nucleotide messenger RNA. It is a transcript of the gene Sec24CD, whose product is annotated as COPII coat complex component secretory 24CD. The transcript has 17 exons. Gene Ontology annotation, molecular function: SNARE binding; zinc ion binding. Bases 1 to 3894 code for a protein of 1297 amino acids. Gene Ontology annotation, biological process: endoplasmic reticulum to Golgi vesicle-mediated transport; COPII-coated vesicle cargo loading; intracellular protein transport. Lineage: Eukaryota; Metazoa; Arthropoda; Insecta; Hymenoptera; Apidae. Gene Ontology annotation, cellular component: COPII vesicle coat; endoplasmic reticulum exit site. The record is from RefSeq and is a predicted model, not a curated record.
AUGAAUCCACAAUACAUACAGCAACAGCAGUCACAACAACAACAAUCACAACAGCAAUCUGGUUAUCUUUCUGGUCCUCCAACUUCAUCUUCAUAUGGAGAAGUAAAUUCUAAUGUACCAUCAAAUGUGUUAAAAGGAUCUCCAAUAAAUUCCCAAAUAUAUGCUUCUCAAAAAUCAAUGCAAGGACCUUCCCUUACUAAUUUACAUCAGUCUCAAGCACCAUAUUAUGUGAAUAGCAUACAAACACAAGGAAAUACUCAGUAUGAAUUAUCUACAAAUAAUCCACAUAUAAUACCAUCUUCAAUAAGUCAGAAUAAUAUAGUUAAUCAAAUGUCAAACAUGUCUUUGGGAGAUCAACAAAGACCACCAUCUGUGCAAAAUUUCCCCCCUCCACCUCUACCUGGAAAGAGUAGUCCAACAAUGUCUGCAGCUUCAAAUGUGAAUGGCUUUAAUAAUGCAUUAGAAACUUCAUCGGGAACUACUUCUAGUGGACAAACUGAACCAGGUGGGAAAUCUGGACCACCUGUUCCUGGACAGAAUGUACAAGAGCAGAAGACAGCUUUAAAAGCUUCUACAUCACAGCUUACUGGUCUUCCAUUUUCAGGACAUUCUACAGGAAAUAUUCCUGGUCACUACUACUCUGGACAAACUUUAUCAUCUGAACAAGUGUUCAAUACAGGAUUGUCUUCAAAUCAGCAUCAGCAUGGUCAAAUGAAUGUUACUGAUACAUCCGAACAAUCAAAUUUUCCUAGACUACCAAUGGGACAAAGAUCUACAGGUCCACCAUUACAAGGACAGCAAAGUUUAUCUAGUUCGCCUUUACCUGGACAGCAAAAUCUCUCUAAUCCAAUAAUACCAGGGCAACCAAAUUUAUCUGGGCCUCCAUUAUCAAGUCAACAAGCCCAUAACAAUACAAUUAUGCAAGGAAUACAUGGUCAACAGAAUUUAAUUGGAUCGUCAUUACCAAAACAAAAUUUAUCAAGUCCACCAUUGCAAACUCAGCCAAGUUUACCUGGCCCUCCACUCCCUGCUCCACCCUUACCAGGACAACAUUAUUCUCUAUUACCAGGACAACAGAAACCUAAUCAUUCAUUUCCAGAACCACCAAGUAUGUCAAUAUCUAAUUUAUCUGGUCCUUCGCUAAUGACUCAACAAAAUAUACAUCCACCUCCAAUAUCAGGUCAACAAAAUAUUGCCCCAUCUUCAUUAACAAAUCAGCAGGGCUUUAACAGACCACCAUUGUUAAGCCAGCAAAAUUUACCUAGUUCACAAAUGCCACCACUAAUACCUGGUCAACCAGUGGGGCAGCAGGUAAUAAAUUCUGGUACAAAUUUAUUACAACCUGGUCAAAGACCAUACACGUCUAGACCACCCAUACAAGGACAACAAAUGGGAAAUCCUUUAGGGAUUAAUCGUAAUCCACCUAAUGCAAUCCCAAAUUAUCAACAUACAGGAUAUCAAGGCUAUAAUAAUGAUAUAUAUAAUGCUCAAAGAAGUUCAUAUCAGGGUGGUACAUCAGGCAUGAUGGGUGGAUAUCAACCUGAUAUGCAUCCACAACAGACUAGACGUUUAGAUCCUGAACAAAUGCCAAGCCCAAUUCAAGUAAUUCAAGAUGAUCAACACGUAAGAGGCGGAGUAUUCAUAACAAAUCAAAAGGGAUUAGUUCCACCAUUAGUAACCACUAAAUUCGUAACACAGGAUCAAGGAAAUGCAUCUCCUAGAUACAUCAGAUCUACUAUGUAUACUGUUCCUACUACAUCAGAUAUUAUAAAACAAACAAAUGUUCCAUUUGGACUAAUAAUAAGUCCAAUGGCUCGUAUAGCAGAAGGAGAAUAUGAACCACCCAUUGCAGACAUGGGUGAAAUUGGUCCAGUGCGUUGCAUACGAUGUAAAGCAUAUAUGAGUCCAUUUAUGCAAUUUAUUGAUGCAGGCAGAAGAUUCCAAUGCAUGUUCUGUAAAGCAACAACUGAAGUUCCAGCAGAAUAUUUUCAACAUUUGGAUCACACUGGGCAACGCAUGGAUCGUUAUGAAAGACCAGAAUUAAUGUUGGGAACAUACGAAUAUAUUGCUACAAAAGAUUAUUGCAGAAAAAAUACUUUUCCAAAACCACCAGCUAUUGUGUUCAUGAUCGAUGUGUCAUAUAACACAGUUAAGUCUGGUUUAGUUAAUCUACUAUGUAUGCAAAUGAAGUCAAUCUUGCGACAUUUACCUGUUGAUGUUGGUCAAACAAGAACGAAGAUGAAAGUUGGAUUUAUAACAUACAAUAAUACAGUACACUUUUACAACAUUAAUUCUUGCCUUGCUCAACCACAAAUGAUGGUUGUGGGAGAUGUACAAGAUGUUUUUAUGCCACUUCUUGAUGGAUUUUUAUGCGAUGUUGAAGAGAGCGAGUCUGUUAUUGAUGGUUUAAUGACACAAAUACCAGCAAUGUUUGCAGAUACACGUGAAACAGAAACAAUUCUUGCACCAGCCAUACAAGCUGGAUUAGAAGCAUUAAAGGCUUCAGAUUGUGCUGGGAAAUUAAUGGUUUUCCAUUCUUCUUUGCCCAUUGCUGAUGCUCCCGGGAAACUGAAAAAUCGUGAUGACCGUAAAGUUCUUGGAACAGAGAAAGAAAAAACCGUAUUAGCUCCACAAAAUAACAUUUACAAUAAUCUAGGUCAAGAGUGUGUAGGUGUAGGAUGUUCUGUAGAUUUGUUUAUUUUCAAUAAUUCAUACGUGGAUAUUGCGACAAUAGGACAAAUUGCCAGGUUGACUGGUGGGGAAGUCUACAAAUAUACUUAUUUUCAGGCUGAUAUAGAUGGAGAUCGUUUAAUUUCGGACGUCAUUAACAAUAUUAGUAGAGCAAUAGCAUUUGAUGCUAUUAUGCGUGUACGUACGUCUACCGGUAUUCGAGCAACUGAUUUUUAUGGUCACUUCUUUAUGUCAAAUACUACUGAUAUGGAAUUAGCUAGUAUAGAUUGUAAUAAGGCUAUUGCCAUAGAAGUGAAACAUGAUGAUAAAUUAUCAGAUGAUGAAGGUGUAUAUAUUCAAGCAGCUUUGUUGUACACUUCCUGCAGUGCAAUCAGAAGAUUGCGUAUUAUUAAUCUUAGUUUAAAAACUUCAUCUCAAAUGGCAGAAUUAUAUCGGGCAUGUGAUUUAGAUGCUAUCAUAAAUUACUUCUCUAAACAAAGUGUUUUCAAACUAACUGAAUCAACGCCAAAAAGUGUAAAGGAUAAUUUAAUCGCAAGAUGUGCAAAUAUAUUGGCUGCAUACCGAAAACAUUGUGCUUCUCCAUCUAAUGCUAGUCAAUUAAUAUUACCAGAAUGUAUGAAAUUGCUUCCACUUUACAUAAAUUCGUUAUUGAAAAGUGAUGCAUUAUCUGGAGGUGCUGAUAUGUCUAUUGAUGAUAGGUCUUUUGUUAUGCAAGCAGUUGCAACUAUGCCAAUUUCUAUAUCAGUUGUUUAUAUUUAUCCAAGAUUACUUCCUUUACACGAUGUUGAUCCACAAGAUACAGAGUUACCACAGAUGUUGCGCUGCUCUUUUGAUAAAUUCACUGAUGAUGGCGCAUACUUACUUGAAAACAGUAUCCACAUGUUUCUGUGGUUAGGCUUGGCACUUUCUCCUCAAUGGGUACAAGCAGUGUUUGGUGUCUCAUCAGUAGUUCAAGUUGAUAUAGACUGUACUGCACUGCCAAUAUUAGAUACUCCUCUGAAUAAACGAAUUACCGAUAUCAUUAAUCGCGUACGUAUGGAAAGGCAUCGUUAUAUGAGGUUAACUAUAGUGAGACAGCGUGAGAAACUUGAAUUAGUAUUACGUCAUUUCUUGAUUGAAGAUAGAGAAAAUGACGCAAGUCCGAGUUAUGUUGAUUUCCUUUGCCAUAUGCACAAAGAAAUAAGAACACUCCUUAGCCAAUAAAAUGAAUCUUAAAGCAAUUAUCUUAUGUUGGAAUCCUAGCUUGCUACAUGUUUGUGACUGUUGUCACAUUAUGUCCAGGAUCAGUUAAAUUAUUAAAACGAAAUUCAUUCAAAGCUCAAUGGGGAUCAUAGGUUGUGUGUGCAUUCGUACACAUUAUGAAAAAGAUGUGAAACAAAACUAACAUAUAUUUGUAACACGAUACCUAUAAAAGGGCAAUGAACUUUACAAAAUAACUAAUCAUUCCGCGGGAAAAACGGUGCAUCUGACAGAAAACAUCCAAAUGCACUCAAACAGUGAUUUAUACAAGAAUUGUAAACGUAAACUUGUAUUAUUACAUUUUAUUUUAACUAGCUCGUUAAUGUUAUUAUUA